AUCAAAACCGCGGCAUUACAAUCCUCAGCUAAUACAAGUAAAAAAACAUCUUCUACAAAAUAUAAUAUGACCACCAUCAAUGGACUAGGUCUAGAAAUAACGGAGCUUCGGCUAGGAUUACCCGGUGGGAACCUAGAGAAAAGUGAGAAGAAGAGGGUAUUUUCGGAACUACGAAACAAUAGAGAAUCGAGUGGAAGUACUGCUAGUGUCGAGAUCAACAUGAUGGCCGACAAGGGGAAGAAGGAGGCGACGACGGUUGGAUGGCCACCGGUUUGUUCUUAUAGGAAAAGGAAGUUGGUUAGUUUUAUAGGGCAUGUCAAAGUUAGUAUGGAUGGUGCUCCAUUUCUUAGGAAGAUUGAUCUUUCUUGUUAUAAAGAGUACACUCAACUUGGCUUGGCCCUUGGUAAUCUAUUUGGUUGCAUUGCCAUAGCGGAAGCUUUGAAGGAUGGGAAUAAUUCUGAGUUCAUUCCAAUCUAUGAAGAUAAGGACGGGGAUUGGAUGCUUGUUGGAGAUGUGCCAUGGCAGAUGUUUGCAGAAUCUUGCAAGAGACUAAGGAUCAUGAAGAGGUCUGAUGCUAUGGUUGUGGGAUUGCAAGCUAGAGACUUUCUCAAGCAGAUCACAAAGGACCUUAAUCCCAUAGUUCAACAUUAUAUAUAAAUA
Messenger RNA from Impatiens glandulifera, 660 nucleotides. Its product is annotated as auxin-induced protein IAA6-like. The coding region runs from base 67 to 657 and encodes 196 amino acids. Gene Ontology annotation, biological process: regulation of DNA-templated transcription. The transcript has 3 exons. The record is from RefSeq and is a predicted model, not a curated record. Gene Ontology annotation, cellular component: nucleus. Gene Ontology annotation, molecular function: protein binding. Lineage: Eukaryota; Viridiplantae; Streptophyta; Magnoliopsida; Ericales; Balsaminaceae.